CUACCAUAUCCCAGUAGCCCAUCCCAGUAGCCCAUCCCAGCCCCAGUAGCCCAUCCCAACUCCAGUGAGCCCAUCCCAACUCCAGUGAGGCCAUCCCAACUCCAGUGAGGCCAUCCCAACUCCAGUGAGGCCAUCCCAACUCCAGUGAGCCCAUCCCAACUCCAGUGAGCCCAUCCCAACUCCAGUGAGCCCAUCCCAACUCCAGUGAGCCCAUCCCAACUCCAGUGAGGCCAUCCCAACUCCAGUGAGGCCAUCCCAACUCCAGUGAGGCCAUCCCAACUCCAGUGAGCCCAUCCCAACUCCAGUGAGGCCAUCCCAACUCCAGUCAUUAUGUGGCCAGUGUUCUGGAUGUCCAUGCGGACCUAUGCCCCCUACAUAACCUUCCCAGUGGCCGUCGUGGUGGGGGCGGUGGGGUACCACCUGGAGGGGUUAAUCAGGGGGGACACUACCCCUAAACCUGGGGAGGAGAAGAGCAUCGUGGAGCUGAGGGAGGAGAGGGCAGGACGGGACAGCACCCAGGUCCUCAGUCUCAAAGAGAAGCUGGAGUUUACUCCCCGGGCUGCACUGGACCGCAACCGCCCCGAGAAGAGCUAACCGUGCCUGGGGAGACUGAAGGACAUCCACCCCGUCUAGCCAUGGAGGCCUGGAUCAAGGGUGAAAGGAGUGGGGGAAGUCAACCAUAGGGAUUUGAGACAAUAUCGUCCUACAUAGUCUACACAUGCUCCAGCCAAGCGGUUUCAUUCAUGCCCAAAAGCACUCUGACAUACUGUACCUGGACGUCAUUGGCUUGGGCACCUGUGGAACUGACCUGUUGGAGACUGGAGGAUCAUGGGAGAUGAAGUCCUUAUAUUAGAUGUACGUCUCUCUCUCAUACUCAAACAUACUGGUUAGUAAUUGUUAAUUUUUGUAAUCAGGUUCACCACAUAACCCAUUGGUGUCUGUAUUUCAAGGCUUAGUAUAUAAGUCCCUGGGCACUCAAACUGGUGACUACCGCUGGGGCAACUUCUAUAACGGGGUUCUCCAACCCUGUUCCUGGAGAGAUACCCUCCUGCAGGUUUUCUCUCCAACCCCAGUUGUAACUAACCUGAU
Messenger RNA from Coregonus clupeaformis (lake whitefish), 1089 nucleotides. RefSeq names its product small integral membrane protein 12. The record is from RefSeq and is a predicted model, not a curated record. NCBI's taxonomy places the organism in Eukaryota, Metazoa, Chordata, Actinopteri, Salmoniformes, Salmonidae. Bases 331 to 594 code for a protein of 87 amino acids. The transcript has a single exon.